Molecule: messenger RNA, 780 nt
Organism: Knipowitschia caucasica
Lineage: Eukaryota; Metazoa; Chordata; Actinopteri; Gobiiformes; Gobiidae
Source: the annotation of a GenBank genome assembly
AUGGAGGAACAGGCAGCGACUGAGAGAGAGGACAUGGAGGAACAGGCUGCGACUGAGAGAGAGGACAUGGAGGAACAGGCUGCGACUGAGAGAGAGGACAUGGAGGAACAGGCAGCGACUGAGAGAGAGGACAUGGAGGAACAGGCAGCGACUGAGAGAGAGGACAUGGAGGAACAGGCUGCGACUGAGAGAGAGGACAUGGAGGAACAGGCUGCGACUGAGAGAGAGGACAUGGAGGAACAGGCAGCGACUGAGAGAGAGGACAUGGAGGAACAGGCAGCGACUGAGAGAGAGGACAUGGAGGAACAGGCUGCGACUGAGAGAGAGGACAUGGAGGAACAGGCUGCGACUGAGAGAGAGGACAUGGAGGAACAGGCUGCGACUGAGAGAGAGGACAUGGAGGAAGAGGCAGCGACUGAGAGAGAGGACAUGGAGGAACAGGCAGCGACUGAGAGAGAGGACAUGGAGGAACAGGCAGCGACUGAGAGAGAGGACAUGGAGGAACAGGCAGCGACUGAGAGAGAGGACAUGGAGGAACAGGCUGCGACUGAGAGAGAGGACAUGGAGGAACAGGCUGCGACUGAGAGAGAGGACAUGGAGGAACAGGCUGCGACUGAGAGAGAGGACAUGGAGGAACAGGCUGCGACUGAGAGAGAGGACAUGGAGGAACAGGCUGCGACUGAGAGAGAGGACAUGGAGGAACAGGCAGCGACUGAGAGAGAGGACAUCACUGUCUUUGAUCCUUAUACCACACUUCACUUUGAUGUGAGUGUUGUGUAG